CCCGGAGGCUGCGAGUGCCCAGCGGCGGCGCCAGCAGCGGUGAGCAGGUCGAAGGACAUGCGGGAGCGGGAAACGGAGAGCUCAGGUGAAGGAAAAAAUGAAUGAAAUCAAAGAGAGUCUACGGAACAUUGAACAGACAUACAAGAUCUUUCAGCAACAGCAGUUCACCUUCAUUGCCGCUCUGGAACACACCCGAGAGAAUGCCCACGACAAGAUCAAGCCGGUGUCCAGCAUUGGGCAGGUACAGACCUACAUGGACCACCACUGCAACAACACGACCGACAAGCGCAUCCUUCUAAUGUUCCUGAACAUCUGCAGUGAUCUGAAUAAGCUGUGCCAGAGGCUGGAGUCUCUUCAUUCGGGGAACAACACAACCAACGCUCUGCUGGAGAAAUGCAAAAUGCUGGUGAGCCACAGCAACGACCUCAGCGGCAUCCGAGCCAAGUACCCCCACGACGUGGUGAACCACCUCAGCUGCGAUGAAGCCCGGAACCACUACGGGGGUGUGGUGAGCCUCAUCCCCAUCGUCUUGGACUGCAUGAAGGAGUGGGUGGCCCACAGCGAGAAGCUCCCCCGGAAGAUGAUACAGAGCGUGAGUGACAAGCACGCCCAUCUGCAGAGGCGGGCCGGCCGGGCCUUCGGGCGGGGCGGUGCCACGGGAGCAGGGCCCGCGAUCUCGGGCCAGCCCACUUUCCACACAGCGACCACCCAGACCUCGCUUAGUUUGGCGUGCCCGGCCUGGGAGAGUAGGCGGGUUCAGAAAAAGCCGCAGGUGGGCCUGGGGAGGGCCAUUGGCAAGAUGCUCGACGGGCCUUGGAAGCCACCCGGCAGACACGCCUUUUAAGAGAAACAAAAUUUUAAAGCAUGCUCGCCUGACCUCAAAACAUGGUCUCCCUGGUCUUCGCUUCAGUAACGCCCUUCCCUGAUCCCGGGCAAAGCAAGGAAGAGACGGCGC
This is a messenger RNA of Heteronotia binoei (common prickly gecko), 955 nucleotides long. It is a transcript of the gene SPACA9, whose product is annotated as sperm acrosome associated 9. The record is from RefSeq and is a predicted model, not a curated record. Gene Ontology annotation, cellular component: ciliary base; sperm flagellum; acrosomal vesicle. The coding region runs from base 98 to 844 and encodes 248 amino acids. Lineage: Eukaryota; Metazoa; Chordata; Lepidosauria; Squamata; Gekkonidae. The transcript has 4 exons.